GGGGAAGGGGAAGGGGUAAGGGGGAGUAUUGGGAUUCGGCCUUAAUCAGGUACUACAAGACAAAAUACAAGUACUGAAUUUCAUUAAAGCUUGCCCCUGGAAACAGACCGUUCACUCUGCUGUGUAACAAGAAGGGCGCUAUGGCUGUCACAAGGAGCAGUCUUGAACUCUGUAUGAGGUGUGGACAGAAGUUGCAUAGUUCCUCUCAUCUGAAAAGCAUCAGCUGGCAGACAGUUUUACAGAUGCAGUCUACAUUCCUAAACUUGUAUAUGUCAGACGUGUUCCCCCAUCUAAAUUUACCGAAUUAAAGCAUCCAAGGGGGCAUGACACAUACAUUUUGCAUGUGCAAGACAAAUUGCAUGUUUUUUCCAAGAAGAUUAUUCUAUGGCCAAACAAGCUCCAGGAGGGAGUUAUAGAAAUGUUCCCACUGCUUCACCAGGAGCUGCUGUCGCCUGAUGAGUUGGGCACCAUCUCACCUGGAGCACCUCCAGGGAUAUUUCAGAGACUAUUUAAAAACACCUUGAAAACACACAUCUUAACUGGGUCAGGGAUCCCUUUGCCCCUGAUGUAGGUUCUAGUAUGGACUUAAUCACAGGAGGAGCUGAUUGAGAUGGCAAACCAAAACAUUUUCCUUCUCUGGCUGCAUGUAAGAAAGAACUAUCCCGCCGUGGCUGAGAGGGCUCUGAAAUGCCUUCUCCCUUUUGCAACCACCUACUUAUGUGAGUCUGGCUUUUCCCUAAAACAAAACAAAAACGGAACACGUAUUUGUAAAGGAUUUAAAGUAUGGAGAGAGACAUGUCUCAAAAUUAUAGUAGUGCCAUGAUCCAUAAAUGUUUGCGAUCUACAAAUUUGUUUUGCGAUCCACAAAAACAAAAUUCUUAAUCAUGAUUUGUAAGUUGGCAUAAAUGUGCUAUGAUUUGUACACAUAAAUGUCUAUUUGUAAAUAGUUUGUAAUUUCUCAAAAUACUUAACAUUUAGUGUGUGCAUUUCUCAUGGUCUAUCACUUAUGUAUGAGUCACGGAGGAACCGAUCGGGACCAUCAAGGGAACGGCGGUAAUUAGAGGGCCGCAAGGGAGUGUUCUGGAUUACGGAGGGAGAUAUAAGGGCGUGGCUAACAUUCGGCACACCCGGACGACGCUGUGGGAACGAGAAGGGAUCCGGGGUAAUCAGAGGACCGCAAGACAGUGAUUCGGAUUACGGAGGGAGACCUACGGACGUGGCCCUACGGACGAGGCUACCAGUCAGCACACACGGGUGACGCUGUUAGAGACUGAGACAUUCUCUCUUUUAAACUUCUAGACAUUUCGGAAGCCUGGAAAUACCUUUUAUACUGAUUAAAAUACAUUACUUUAUAUGGCAUGGUUGUUGACUGUUCCUUUGGUCAAACACACAGGUUCCUCCCUCUCAGAACGAACCAAUUGAGUUCCUAGACGUACAACUAGGUGGCGUAGUCGGUUCAACACUACACGUCGGUGACAAUUUGGCGUAGUCGGCAGGAUCUGAGACUUGGGAACAGUGUGUGACACCAAAGGACAGAAUCAUGAUGAUGCCAAUUUAUCCGGGAGCACCCUGGGUGCCAAAAUUCCAAGGCCAAGGUUGCGACAUUAGAUACAGAGAAUGGAAGGAACAGAUGCAAAGCCUGUUGGGAGUACAGGACAUGACUGAACCUUUGAAGGUGAACAUUUUAAUGGGAGCAUUGACAGGGAUGGCCAAACGUCAGGUUAGUGUGGUUGCACCAGGGCAACGAGAUACUGUUGCAAAAAUCGUUACUAUAUUUGAUGGUCGCUAUACAGAGAAGGUUCCUAUCCCUGUGUUGAGGUCCCAGUUUUAUAGUUGUACUCAAAAACCAGAUGAAUUGGUAGAAAACUACACUCUGCGCUUACAAGAACUGCAUUGUAGGUUACUGCAAUUAGACCCAGAUGGAGCCCCUACUGAUAUCCAGCUAAGAGAACAAUUCCUGUUGGGCCUCGAGGAUGGCCCCCUCCUUCAGACUUUGAAAAUCCAUGUUCGGCAGAAACCAGAUUCAUCCUUUGACGAGAUCCAGAUGGAGGCUGCGCUAUUAGAGGAAAAUCGAUAUGGAAGGAAACGGUCUGAAGUAAUUCAAACAUUUGGCUGCCCGGCUCGUUUCCAUUCUGAUAGGGGCCCCAAUUUUGAGUCGGACAUGAUGAAACAACUUUGUGACUUUUACGGCAUUGUCAAGAGUAGGACCACCCCUUAUCAUGCUUCUGGGAAUGGGAGGGUAGAGAAAAUGAACCAGACCCUGUUGAACAUGUUGAGGACCUUGGAGGCGGAGAGGAAGACUAGGUGGCCAGAAUACCUCCCCAAACUGCUGCAAGCCUACAACAGUACUGCCCACAGUGCCACUGGUUUUGCCCCAUCAUACCUAAUGUUUGGCCGACAUAUCCGACUCCCCGUCGAUGUAAGUUUAGGAGUGACUCCCGUAUACCCAAAACAAAACAUAGCGGGAUGGGUCAGAGAUCACCAUCAGAGGUUGACACUGGCAUAUAACAUUGCCAGUAAAAAGAUGAUGGAGGUAGCCUCUCGAGAAAAGCUCCAUUAUGACUUUAAGGCCCAAGCAGCCCCUAUUCUACCUGGUGAGCGGGUGUGGGUGCGGGACAGGAAUAGGCAAGGGCAAGGGAAAUUGCAUAGCUGGUGGAACCCAGAGCCUUAUGUUGUGGUUGGUCUGGUAGGCGACACAGGGGUGGUCUACAAAGUCAGACCAGAAAGAGGGGGGAAAGAAGGCACCCAACAUCGAAAUGCCCUUAAAGUUUGCACUACUCCUGUGCACCAGAUACCGGACCAGAAACUAACAUCUAGGACUGAGGUAGAAAUAAAAACUCCACUGUUUAGCACUGCACCUUUCAGCGAUGCUGUGGCUGGGACACAGCCCCCAUUUUAUGAUCUUGUGCCAAGGCUUGAAGUUGUUGGACCAGAACACCACCUACCGGUAAGGGACCCAGACAGAGGGGAAGUCCUUAGGCGCUCCGCCCGAGCCAACCUGGGUUACCACCAGGAAGUUACGGACACUAAAAGAUUGGCUUGCCCGGGCCUGGCAAGGAUAAAGUCGGGGGGGAUGUCACCGGCUUGAAAGUGAGCGGAGCUGUACCUCCGGAGUCACCGAGCCUGAUUGACAUAAGGGAAAGGACCAAUUGGAGCGCAGUUGGGCCUAAUUGACAAUAAAGGAAAGGACCAAUUGGAGCGCAGUUGGGGCGGAAUACCUGGCCUAUAAAACAAGGAAUUCACGGGGAAACAAGAGUCUUAAACCACCAACGAAGUCACAGAGGAACCACGGACGGAGAUCUAAGGGCGUGGCUAACAUUCGGCACACCCGGACGACGCUGUGGGAACGAGACGGGAACCAGGGUAAUCAGAGGACCGCAAGACAGUGAUUCGGAUUACGGAGGGAGACCUACGGACUUGGCCCUACAGACGAGGCUACCAGUCAGCACACACGGGUGACGCUGUUAGAGACUGAAACAUUCUCUCUUUUAAACCUGUAGACAUUUCGGAAUCCUGGAAAUACCUUUUAUACUGAUUAAAAUACAUUACUUUAUAUGGCAUGGUUGUCGACUGUUCCUUUGGUCAAACACACAGGUUCCUCCCUCUCAAAACGAACCAAUUGAGUUCCUAGACGUACAACUAGGUGGCGUAGUUGGUACAACAUUACACGUGCACUUAUGUAAAUCUACAAUUCCGUGUGUGAAGUGUUGAAUCUGCAUUUGUGGAUCGCCCAAUGCACGCGUUAAAUCACACAUAAAUGGCUCUUGAUUCACGGACGUAAGCCCCC
Messenger RNA from Hypomesus transpacificus, 3787 nucleotides. RefSeq lists its product as uncharacterized. Gene Ontology annotation, molecular function: nucleic acid binding. The record is from RefSeq and is a predicted model, not a curated record. Bases 1541 to 3088 code for a protein of 515 amino acids. Gene Ontology annotation, biological process: DNA integration. NCBI's taxonomy places the organism in Eukaryota, Metazoa, Chordata, Actinopteri, Osmeriformes, Osmeridae. The transcript has 2 exons.